Molecule: messenger RNA, 2514 nt
Organism: Gamsiella multidivaricata
Lineage: Eukaryota; Fungi; Mortierellomycota; Mortierellomycetes; Mortierellales; Mortierellaceae
Exons: 2
Coding region: 1-2514 (837 amino acids)
Source: RefSeq, a predicted model, not a curated record
AUGGGCGUCUUUGGUGAAAAGCACACUUCCCUGACACGCGAACAGAAGCGCCAGCUGAUCCACCAGGCCGACACUCACAAACUGCGCCCGACCGAGGUCUGCGACUGGGUGCUGGCCACCUGGGGCCUUCGCAUCGCACGUGUGACAGUGUAUUCGAUUCUGCACAAGCAGCGUGCGUCGUUGAUGGCCGGCCACAAGGAUCUAUACCAAUCUAUGCAGAAUAAUGUCAAUGGACACCAAGCCUCUGGAUCGGCCUCCUCGUCGUCCUCGCCUGCCAUUACCAGCUUCACGAAUACCAACUUGGAUGCAGAGGACGCAUGCCUCGAGCGCGACAUGAGUACAGGCCGAGUGAACAAGUACCGAACAAGCAAUAAGCGUGAGCGCAGCAGCAGCAGCAGCGCUCGAAGCAGCAGCGUUGUUAGCGAUCUCUCGACCUCAAUGAACCUCGGUGGCUCUGGAGAAGGGGCGCGAUGGGAAGGACAGCUCAAGCGCGUGCGAGAGCCUGCCUCGGUUGAGCUCGACCGAGCCAUGGUCCAGUUCCUGAAGUCCUCGGCAGCGGUGGAUGCGCACGGCCGCCGCCUCAACGACGCCGAGCUGCAAUCUCAUGCCUUGCGUCUCGCCCGAGAAAUCCCAAGUGCGAGCCGGAUGCGAUGCUCCUUCGGCUGGCUCAGGCAUUUCAAGCGCAGGCUAGGUGUUCAGUGGGCCGCGGACCGGCUCGGUCGAUACAGAUGGAUUAUCGAGAUGGAUCCCUUCGGCUCCCGCGAUGCGGAGGCUUCGGAGCCUUCGUCUUCAUUGCCAUCCUCAUCGACUGUAGGAGCUGCUCCGAGCUCGGCUGAGACCCCUAUAUUGUCAUCCGUGGCAGGUGCUUCUGCUCACAACCUCACUCUCCGGCGACUUAGUCAUGCCAAUCCGUCUCCUCGGCGCGAAGGCAAGGUCAAGCGAGAGCACGAUGACCGCAAGGCAACGCAACAUUCUCAGAAAACCCUGAAAGAGCUGCUUGACAACGACGACGCUGACGAAGAGGAGGAGUACCAUUCAAGCAACGAAUUGUUGGGGAAGGAUUAUAACCCAAUAGCAUCCACUGCCAAUGCCUUUGUACCAUCAGGAAAGACCACAAGGUCAGCCUCAACCUCCAACCCAACACCAACGUCGGCCUCCAACCUUCCGUACGGUACGGCAUUGGGACUAGGUCAACUCUCUCAGACGCGUCGCAGCUUCGACCUGCAGCAGCCAAUACAGCCGCCACACCCACAGCAGCACAGACAUUAUUCCUUCAGCGAAUCAUCUUCGUUCUCGUCCCUAGGCCAGUUCACGUCCGCGCUUUCUCAACCGGUUAAUGUGCCAACCACUUCCCUCGCACACCCCUCCCACAGCGCCUUCCUCAAUUUGCACCCGAGCUCUCUUCAGUCUUCAUCCCAGCCGCACACGCAGUCCUCUAUCCUUGACUCCUUCCCCACCCUGUUCGACUCCCUCCCCCCUCUGCAAAAUAUACCCACUACCGCUUCAUCGCCUCAAGUCCUGUUCAGUCAGUCUCCCCUCGGAGACACCCACGCAGAUGCAGCAGCUCCAGCGAACGUCCCAAAACUGAGCAAUUCGCAGCUGGGUAUGGGAGUCGAUGGCGGCAUGCGCAAGGUCCCGAGCAAGAACGAGGCAUACGAGAUGCUGCAGGGCCUGUUGCUGUACUAUGAACAGGAUCAGCAUUCCAUUGGCGAGCAGCAGACGCUCUUGCUCCCAAGGUGGAUCCACCAGCAGCGACAGAUCAUGCAGCAGUCGGAUGAGAAUGAUGCCAGGAUGAUGUGGAUGCGCCAGCAGUAUCAGCAGCACCAACACCAGCAGCGCCAACCCCAGCCCCAGCACCAGCAAACACAAACAGGUUCAUUUUCGGCUUCGCCGUCGUCCUCGUCCUCGUCCUCGUUCACCACACCGCAUCCUCUUUCCAUGGCCUCUCAGAACCAUCAAGCUCACCCUUUAUCUGCUCAGCCGCUAUUGCAUCCGCACUCGAACUUUCCGCAGGCGCACUCUCAUCGCUCCGGGUCGCUGAGUUCAUCACCACCCCUGUCACCGCUUUCGACAGCAAGUCCGACACCAAGUACCAUCACCUCUUCUACAUCUCUUGGCGGUAACAACGGGUCUACACCAUCCUCGGCGGCUGCAACAGCAGGAAGCGGUACUGGCCAUCCCAGUGCCAGCGCAAGUGGCCCAGCAGGCCUGGAUCAUUUCAGUGUGAACUCUGCAUUCCCCUCGUUGACCUCGUCGAUUGAGCAGCAAAUGUUCUUUGCACAUCAUCAUGCGUUACAGCAGCAGUUCGCAUUGCAACAACAGCAUCAACAGCAACAGCAACAGCACCAGCAGCAAUAUCAGCAGCAAUAUCAGCAACAACAUCAGCAGCAACAGCAGCAGGAGCAACAGCAGCAACAUCAACAGCAACAACAGCAACAACAGCAACAACAGCAACAACAGCAACAACAGCAACAACAGCAACAUUCAUCGUUUGUCCUCCAACCGCAACAUUAA